Messenger RNA from Magallana angulata, 3621 nucleotides. Its product is annotated as guanylate cyclase soluble subunit beta-2-like. Gene Ontology annotation, cellular component: guanylate cyclase complex, soluble. Gene Ontology annotation, biological process: response to oxygen levels; cGMP biosynthetic process. NCBI's taxonomy places the organism in Eukaryota, Metazoa, Mollusca, Bivalvia, Ostreida, Ostreidae. The coding region runs from base 96 to 1964 and encodes 622 amino acids. The transcript has 11 exons. The record is from RefSeq and is a predicted model, not a curated record. Gene Ontology annotation, molecular function: heme binding; guanylate cyclase activity.
GAUAUUUCAGUUUUACCGAAUGAAUAUAGUUUUCUAUUGAGUGAUCAUCUAUUAAAUUCCAAUGGAAGGAAGGUUUUGAUGGAGACAACGAUUUUAUGUUGUUCCAUUACUAUGACGACAAAAGAACAAAUGACUUGGUUGUCGCCAUUUCCAAAAUCACGGGACUAAAUGUUGGUGAUGUCUGGAAGUCAUUUGGAAACUACUUUUUCAAUUACGCUUCUAAACUAGGAUACGACCGAAUGUUACGCACUCUCGGAUUGGAUUUCUACAGUUUUGUUCAAAAUCUAGACCACUUACACUCCCUUCUGGCAUUAACCUAUAAAGGGAUGAGGCCGCCUCACUUCCGAUGUGAGAAGAAGGCUGAAAAAUUGUUUGUUCACGUGUUUACAGUGCGUCCGGCAAUGUACACAGUAGCUAUAGGAAUUUUAACAGAAGCAGCACGACAGAUUUUUGAAACUGAUAUUAAAAUAUCAGUUGUCUCUAGAAAGGCGGGAAAAAUAUUUGAACAGAAAUAUUGUGAACACGUUGUAAUGGAAGUAAAAAUUAUCGAGGACCAGAAAAUAUCUUCCUUUUUUGUAGACGACCAAGCAAUGAAGAAUCAUGCACAAAACAAACAUAAGCAACUCUCGCAUGCCCCGUACAAUAAUAUGGUAACGGUUUCAGAAAUCAGUUUGGGUACAGCUAUGCCGUUCAGUGUUGUUUUUGACAGAAACAUGUACAUUCAAAGUGCAGGCUUGCACUUGAAAACUUUAUGUAGUGAAUUUCAACAAGAGGGAACAAAAAUAAACGACAUUUUUGAGAUAAAGGAACCAGGUAUUAAAUUUGAAUAUGACGCCAUUAUGAGCUGUAACAGUUCAUAUAUGUAUUUUUUCUUGCAACCAAAAAUAAAAGAUAUCAACGGAUCCUUAAAGGAAUCAGACUGUCCUGUUCUCAAGGGUCAUAUGAUUCCCUUGGGGGGAAAGGAAGAGCUAAUGUUUAUUGGUAGCCCUCACUUUGAUGGCGUCAGGGAUCUUGUUUGCUCCAAAACUUAUCUUAAAAACAUUACACAGGACAAAUUGACCAUAGAAAUCAUUUUAAUGAAUGAACAACGUCAAGCAGAUAUUGAAAUAAGUAAGAAGUUAGACCAAACCACAGCUGACAUGAAGAAACUAGCGGCGGCUCUUGACCAGGAGAAGAAGAAGACAGACAUGUUGCUGAAUCAGAUGCUUCCGGUGAAAGUAGCCAAUCAGCUUAGAGAGGGCCGGACCGUGGAAGCAGAAAAACACGAAAAUGUGACCAUUCUUUUCAGCGACAUAGUUGCUUUCACGACCAUGGCAGCAUUGUGCCAUCCUAUGGACAUAGUUAAACUUCUGAAUGGUUUGUUUCAACGGUUUGAUCAGCUCACGACAAAACACGACAUUUAUAAAGUGGAAACAAUUGGUGACGCCUACAUGGUUGUAUCAGGAGUUCCGGAAGCCAGAGAUGACCAUGCCAUCAGGGUGUCAAAUAUGGGCCUUGAUAUGAUUCAAGAGGCUUGUCACGUGAUCAAUCCUGUAUCGGGAAAAUGCAUCCAGAUCAGAGUGGGCAUCCAUACUGGACCAGUUGUAUCGGGAGUGGUGGGCACAAAGAUGCCAAGAUACUGUCUCUUUGGUGACACCGUAAACACAGCAUCGCGCAUGGAAAGUCAUGGACUUCCGGGUCGGGUUCAUAUCAGUGAUACUACAUACAAUCUAAUUCGACGUAUUGGUUAUAUUUUCGAGCGACGAGAAGGCAUAGCUAUAAAAGGGAAAGGAAUGAUGGACACAUACUUUAUGAAUGGAGUAUCGAACGAUUUUGACCCGAGUCGUAACAAUUAUUUUUCGAAUGACCACCAGGCGACGCCUCAACCUAUCCAAGUCGAGGGGAAUCCAUCAUCUCCAACCAGACCACAAUAUACACAAAGCGGAGCUACACUUGAAUUAUCCUUGUUUUGCUCUGUAAUUUAAUCUCUGACUUAUCACAUCUUUCAUAGUUCCAUCUUUCUUGCUUUUAUCAUUGCUCCAAUUUUUACAUGUCUUCAAGAUUGAUAUCAAUGUAACUUCUUUGAUGAAAUAACCAACAGUUGAAUACCUAUAUAUAAAAGAGAUAUUAAUCUUUAAAAUGGAAAAAAUGCAAAACAAAUGUAUUAAGAUAUUAAAAACAAUGUUGGCGCAGAAAUAGGUUAUUUCAAACAAAUAAUAUAUUUGGGGUAAAAAAUUUGAUUUGAAUGAAAACAAAUAAACUUUAAGCAAUAUCAACAUCUAAGUAAUUAAAAAUAAAGUAUCCAUAUUUAUAAGUGAUAAAAAAGAAAGAGCCUAGAGAGAGAGAGAGAGAGAGAGAGAGAGAGAGAGAGAGAGUUUUUCAAGAUUAUCCUCUAACUAAGGUAUUUCCAAAUAUGAAUCGUUAAUAAUUACUUUUUUUAUGAGUGACCAAAAGGAUGAAAAAAACCAGUGGUUUUAAAAAAAUAUUCAAAUACCCACUUUUUUUUUUACAAUUCCAAUUUAGUUGUUGUUGCAUAUAAAUAACCCUUAGUUUAGCUUAACAUUUUUUAAUUUUGUAUCUGUUGUAUCUAUAAUGGAAAAUGCGAUGGUUUAAGUAGUAAAGCAUCCACUAUUUUAAAUGGUUUAGCCAGUUAAUCCAGUGAACCCAGUAGUAAAAUUCAGGAGAAGAAUGUAGUUUGAGAAUACUCUUCAAACAUCAUUUACUAACUCUGAACCAAUCUAUCAUAGCUGUUAAGCCAUGAGCAUUGGGAAAAACAUGCAUUAUUCAUUAUGUGUUAGAAUGAGAUUCAAAAAAUCAACAUAGAUCGUUCAAAAAUGUUUAUACAAUUUCUGUAAAUAUCAAAGGUUCGCACAUGCACUAGUGCAAACACAGAUAAUAUAAAAUAUAACGAUAUCGUAAUUGAUGAAGUGCUGAAAUGUGUUAGCCGUGAAUAUUUAAGUAACAUGCAUUAUUAAUGAUACAAUUCAACGAAAUUCAACAAAUCUUCAUAAAUCGUUUAAAAAUCUUAAUGAAUGAUUUGUAAAUAUCAAAAGUUUACGCAUAUCCAUUGUUCAAAUACAUAUAAUAUAAAUUAAAUUCAUCAAUAUUUUAUUUUUGGGGCGGUUUUUGGUAAGGGCGGAGAAAACGGAUAUAUAUUUUGAUAAAAAGUCGCGGACAAUUUGUGGCGCCAUACAAAAUGUGAAGAUUUUGUUAAAAUAAAGGCGGACAUAAUGCGAAGGCGAACAAAACCUGACUCAACAACGCAGGUCUGGAAUUUAUACUAAAGUUAAGUCUAAAACUUAAAACUUUUGAUGAAACAGGUCCUAGGAUAAGAUUUUCUAUCUUAAACUUUAAUGCUGGGCAACUUGGUAUCAUAAUAUUUGACAUGUUUAAUGUUUAGUGCGAUAAGACACGCCGAUAAGGUUCUUUGUUAAUACUUCUUUCUGUUUUCUGAAUCAUUAUUUACUUUCUUCACUAUUUGUAAUGAAAUCGAUUGUGUUACCUAAAGCCAGGAAACCCAAUACUCCUUUUUGAAGCUACUAAUUUGAAUAAAUCAAUGUGUGUUUUUAGUAUUUUAUAUUACUUUUUAAAAAUGUUUUUAAAUAUAAUUCUAAAAACAUUAAAUUUAUUUAAAUACCUAUA